UACUACAUUACUAGUAGAGUUAACCGGGUUUUCGCUGUACGCUGUCUGGGGAAUCAACUGGACCAUCUCUCCUGCUGUGUUUUUUACUGAGAUUGCGGAAUGCUGCUAGACGAGACUCCACUUUUUGAGCCCGCCCUGCUCCAGGAGCUAGACUGGAGUAGCAACACUGUCUCCUUCUGUCCUCCCAUCUCCCCGUCCAGCCCAGGGGAAGGCCUGGUGCUCAGGCCACUCUGUAUGGCAGACUACAACAGGGGAUUCUGCAAGGUUUUAGCUCAACUCACUCAGACGGGCGAUUUCACAGCAGAACAGUUCAUGAAAAAGUUCGAGCACAUGAAGAGGACAGGAGACUACUAUGUUGUUGUGGUGGAGGACACAAUUCAGGGACAGAUUGUUGCCACGGCCACAUUGAUCACAGAGCACAAAUUCAUCCACUCCUGUGCUAAGAGAGGUCGGGUAGAGGAGGUAGUAGUCAGUAACGAGUGCAGAGGGAAACAGCUGGGCAAACUGUUAGUUUCAGCUCUCACUCUUCUCAGCAAAAAACUGAACUGCUAUAAAAUCACACUGGAAUGUGCACCCAACAAUGUGGCUUUCUACCAAAAGUUUGGAUACACUGCCUCGCACGAGACUUACAUGCAGUGUCGAUUUUCUGACUGAGGACAACGGCAGCUUUAAACCUCCUUUUUGGCGGCAUGGACCACACCUUUUUACACCCGCUGACAUCAGAGCAUGGCAUUGACGAAUCGUCUUAAGAAUUGAGACAGGUUUCCGAGAAUGAGGGUGUGGUUCUAAGUUGUUUCUGAAUGCUUGUCCUGAUUUCAUCACACUUGAGUAAACAUAAAUGUAUGUCGAAGCCCUCCACUCAGUCCAAAAUCAUCCUCCGCCCUUUUGGUAACCACUGCUACCUCACCAGGGUGGAGCUCUAUCAUCGUCUUCCCCCCACCAUCCGGAGAAGAAUAUCCGUUACUGUAAAUGUAAUGUUUCUGAUUGUUUCACACAAUUAAUUUGUUGUGUACUAAACAGAGAAAAUAGAAGUUAUAUAUGCGACUGUAAGUAAAUACAAUUGCUUGAGAAAUCAAGAUGGUACCAAAUUAAGUUAUAUUUCCGAAGCAACUACAAAAUUUAUAAAUAAAUUAUUUACAGCAGCUUUUCAAGUUAACCACAAAACCAAGUAUGCUGGAAGGAAUUAUUUAGAUCAUGAUCCAAACUUGGUCUCACAGAUGUGUUGCAUUGAUCAUCAAUGGCAAGUCACCAAAGAAAAGCAGUUUUGUUUCUUUUAAUGUGAUUACUGUAGUUAUUUUUACUAUGGAUUUUGUUGGGGUUUCUUUUUUCUUAUAUGUCCUCCUUGGUACAAAGAACUCUAUCAGCAGGCUUUUUUUAGUUGACAGCAGUGUAGCUGUAUAACUAGAAUGAAGAUGAAUACUACACGAUUUGAAGCAUUACUAUCAAGUCAAGACUGUUAUAAUGUAUAAUAUUUCUAGUGAACAAAAAGGUAUAUAUUUUGCGAGGCAGUGGUGAGAAAUUAAAGGAUUUAGAGUUUUGUAUUUGGUCGAUAUUUGAAAUUUGAUCAUAGCUGUGAUAAUGAUUCAAAUGACUUUUGUAAAUGAACUCUUAUUUAACUUUUAUAAUAAUGCUGUUAUUCUGGAGAACAGGGGAACAUAUUUAAUGCAAUUUAUUUCCAAAUAUGUAGUGGUCAUAAAAUAUUCAACAAUC
Messenger RNA from Plectropomus leopardus (leopard coralgrouper), 1710 nucleotides. RefSeq names its product glucosamine-phosphate N-acetyltransferase 1 (gene gnpnat1). The record is from RefSeq and is a predicted model, not a curated record. Lineage: Eukaryota; Metazoa; Chordata; Actinopteri; Perciformes; Serranidae. Gene Ontology annotation, molecular function: glucosamine 6-phosphate N-acetyltransferase activity.